Molecule: messenger RNA, 2556 nt
Organism: Betta splendens (Siamese fighting fish)
Lineage: Eukaryota; Metazoa; Chordata; Actinopteri; Anabantiformes; Osphronemidae
Product: ubiquilin-1-like
Exons: 10
Coding region: 205-1692 (495 amino acids)
Biological process (GO): ubiquitin-dependent protein catabolic process
Cellular component (GO): cytosol
Molecular function (GO): polyubiquitin modification-dependent protein binding
Source: RefSeq, a predicted model, not a curated record
AAACCUACUAGUGCGAAGACGAGUCGUCCAGUUUCACGUAUUAAAGCUGCGUGACCCGGAGGUCCACAUCCCUGCGCCGUCUCGUCUGCGCCGACCCGUUUUCAGCCAACUUUCUGCCGAGUCAUCUGGAGACGCGCAGCUCCGCCCCGGGACUCGGCUCCGCUCCGGUUCCGCUCAUCCUCAGUCAGCGCGGACGGCACCGACAUGUCAGGGCCGGUGAGAGAGGAGCCUGGACCACCGGGGAGGCGUCGCGGGUCUGACACGAUCCGAGUAGCGGCGAAGAGUCCAACAGACAGACGGGACUUUGACGUCAGAGGAGACUGCACCGUAAGACAGUUAAAAUGCGGUCUGUCGGAGCGUCUGGGAGUCCCAGCAGAGCAGCUGGUGCUGAUCCACUCGGGCCGGGUUCUCGGAGAGUCCGAGGUGUUGAGUCACCUUGAGGCACCGGAUGGAACAGUCAGUGUCUGCGUGAUCCGCAGUGGUUCUGCUUCAGAGACGACUCCGUCAGCCCUCACACACGAUGCAGCUGCAGCGUCUCCCACCUCUCCCCUCUGUCUGGUGGACGGGCUGGAGUCUCUGACCAGCAGCGGGUCUGGCCUCUUCGCUGCGCUCCAGCGCCAGAUGGAGCGGCAGCUGUUGGCCGACCCAGAGAUGAUGCGCAGUGUGCUCGGCGGCCGCUUAGCGCAGAGCACGCUCUCCUCCGCCAGCCCUCAGCUCACCAGACUGCUCAUUCUGUCAAAUCCUCAGAUUCAGCAUCUUCUAGAGACAAACCCGGUGUUUGGAGAUAUGCUCAACAACACAGAUGUCAUCACACAGGUGCUGGAGCUCAUCAGGAACCCUGACAUGAUAGAGGAAGUGCUUCAUAAUAAAAAUGGAGCUUUAGAUGAUUCACAGCCAGUGCAGGACAACAAUAAACCCCCCACUCAUGAUUGGGAAGGUCUUGUGAAAACUGAGGAAGACGUCCAGGAACAUAGUUUCUCCCGUCACCACAGAGAUCCUCUCAGUGAGCUGAUUUCCACCCCCAGAGCUGAAGCUAAUCCUCAGCCCCCUGCUGCAGGCAUGCAGUCUUUGUUGGAGGAGGUCAUGGCCAGUCCAGGUCUGAUGGAGAGCCUGCUGUCUGGGCCCUACGUCAGCAGCCUACUCAACUGCCUCAGCCAGAACCCUGACCUGGCUGCACAGAUGCUGCUGAGCCACCCCUUAAUUUCAGGGAAUCCUCCUCUGCAGCAGCAGAUGAGGCAGCACCUCCCCCUCUUCCUGCAACAGAUGCAGAAUCCAGAGCUCUUGUCAGCUUUGUUGAAUCCCAAAACAAUGGAGGCUGUGCUACAGAUCCAACAGGGGCUUCAGACACUGGCUGCAGAGGCGCCUGGCCUCAUACCCAUGACUGGACUCACAAACACUGGGACCAGUGUCACCACUGCCCCUCCGCUUUCAUCUGACUCUGUCCCCAACAGCCAGUCAGGAGAUGGUCCUCAUGUUGCCACGGUGACUGAGCAGCAACAGAAGUUUGUCCAUCAGAUGCUAAAGGCGCUGGCUGCCACAAGUGAUGGGGUCCACAGUGAAGAGGCUGGGCUACACGAGGAGCUGCAGCAGAUGAGCUCUGUGGGCUUUGAAGACAGAGACGCCAACCUGCAGGCCCUCAUCAGCUCAGAGGGAGACCUCACUACUGCGGUACAACGUCUGCUCGGCCUCUGACUCACAUGUACUGAAGCACGUCAUGAAUAGGUGCUUUGUACAAGACAUCUGAGGCGUAGCAUUAAAGACAUACAGUAUUUAUUCCUUAACUUUCCCUUUCAGUUCAGAAAGGUAGAUACAAGAAAUUGCCUACUGAGGCAGAUAUGUGGUUGUGGGGGAAACCUUAUAUAAGAAAGACUUGUUCUAUCAAGUGAGAACUAAGAGAAUGUACUCAGGUACAGAAACAAAUCCUGUUUCUGUACAUGAGCGUUGAGGUUUUAAUAAUGUGGAAGCAAGUGCUUUCACCGUGACAUGUACUGGUACAGGUCCGUGUAAGUACUUAAGUCCACCCCACAUGCUGUAGACUUAGCAAUUGCAUAAAUAUUCAGAGCCAGCUCAUGCAUUAUUAAUCUGUGCAGCCACACUGUGACGCUCAGACCCCUUUCAUCUUGCCACCUGGACAGACUCUAAGGAAAACCUUUAACAUCUUGGCCAGGAGCUCAGUCUGUCAUGUGCUGUCUAGCCUCCCCAGGCAAAACACCAGAAAAUCAUGAAGGUACAUGAUGUAGUCCGUUUUCAUUUGAAUUUCUUUUUUUUUAGAGUGCUGUGUGAGAUCUUGUUAAUCUAGCAAAUAAAUCAUAAUAAUAAUAAAGAAAUACCGUACACCAAAUCUGAAAUAUUUGUUAAUUAAUAAUAAGAAUACAAUCAAACACACUAGAAACUAUCACUCUCUUUAAACAUCUGUCAUGAAAUAAUCACAUCAUAAUGAUGUGCUUAGUUAUUUUACUGUGCUAAUGCUAAUAUCUUACACUUCUUUACUUCAGACACUAGGGGUCAGUCACACAUUUAUUUCCCCCUAAUGUGAAAUAAAUAAGCUGAAAUCUG